AGAAAGAAGUGAAGUAUGGUCUAUAUCAAUUUGAGAUUAGGUUUUAAAGGUAGAAAUUGGAUGUUGGACAGCUGCAUUUGAUUGGGAAAUUGGUUAUUUGAUCAAGUGGAUGCACCAACAGGUACCAUCGAGUUGAAUCGAUGGAGGUGAUUCCAAUGCAAAAGAAAAAUGAUCCCUUUGCGUUGUGAAUUGUUCUUCCGGGUGGGGAAGUUGUAUCCAGCUUACUGUUUUAGUUUGAUUCUUUUUUUUUUUUUUAAACUUGUAGGUGUUAGCAAAUGAAGUCAACAUUGGAUACGAGGAUAUGGGCAAUCAACAGGUAGCAAAAACUAUUUGAUCUUUCAUUUCAGUCAACCCUUGUGCAACAAAAUACUCCCAAAUCCACUCUCACAACAAACACGAACAAAACUAUUUGUUUCUCUCACACUCGGGUUUCACCAUUGAUCAGCAUGCACAGGCAAGUACAUGGUUUUCGAGUUCGAAGACAAUUACUUGGUUGUGUUGGAGAAGGAAGCAGCUGUGGGUUCUUCAUCACAGGUUCUCCAAGAUUAUGGGAUACCCUGUGAAAGAUCUCAAGAUCUGUUACAGCCAUAUGUGGAGUGCAAUGUUGAAGAGGGUCAAUCCGUUGUGGAUGGAGAUUUUGGAGAUAGUCCAGUUUCCAAUCUGGAAAUUGGGGUCGACGGCAUCCUCUGGGCAUGAUGUGCUCACGAGCUGUAUCACAGGCACAGCAGGUUAUUUAUCUGUUGAGAUUUAUUAUUACCCUUUUCUGGUUUUCUUCUUCAGGUAUUUUGUCUUUGUUAUUUUCCCGGGACAGGUUACGGUGAUUACUAUUUUAUAGUAAUCACCGUGGUUACUAAGGGCAAAUUGGGUAUAACAAAAAAUUUAUUAAUGAUUUUUUUAAUAAAUUACAUUUUAGGAAAUUACAUAAAUAUAUUAAAUACAAUUUUUCUCUCUCUCUCUUUCUCUCACUUCCACAAUUUUUUCAGCAAGAUCUCUCUUCCUUCUUUUUCUCAAUCUUUCCUUGAUUUCGUUCAUCAAAACUAAUACCACUGCAACAAAAAAAUAAUAAAUCAAUACCAAUCCAUUAAAAAAAAUACUACCAUUGUACAAAACAUCAAUACCAUUCAAGAAAUAAAAACACAACCAUUUCACAAAACAUCAAUACCAUUGCAGAUUUAAUCACUACUAAUGCGACAAAAUCAAUACCAAUGCGACAAAAUCAAUACCAAUGCGACAAAAAUAAUACCAAUGCGACAAAAACUAUACCAAUACGACAAUAACACUACCACUACGAAAAAAAUGACUACCAUUUAAAAAAAAUCACUACGGAAAAAAAUGACUACCAUUUAAAAAAAAAACAUACCAUUCCAAUGGAAUUCCUCCUUCCUCCUUCCAAUUGCCAUUAACAAAGCAAAUAUAGUCCAUCAGAAACAGAGAAGAAAUGAGAAAAGUUAGUAACUUGUUGAGAGAAGCAAAAAAAAUUCAGUACCUGAAACGUGCCCAAUCCCCGAUUGGGAACAGAAACCAUGUUCAGCAAUCAAAUAGCUUAAAAACAGAAACGAUCCUUACCUUCAGCGGAGUGCUUCAAUCUGGAUUUAGGAGGACAGCCAGAGUUGGACGGAGAACCCGUGUACCCACGUUUCAUGGCGUCAAGGAAUUGAAAUGACCACCAGAGUUCCAAACAAUCACAGAAGCGCAACCAGCCCUGAACCCCCCAGAGAGGAAGAAGCAAACAAGCAGGGGUUCGGGCGUCGGGCGCGAUGCAAACUUCUAGGGUUCUAAGAAGGGGCGGAAAUGGAUCGAAUUAGAAAGCGAUAAUGGAGGGAUUCUAUAUGUUAAACAAGGAAAAGGAGAGAGAGGGGUAUGCUAGGGAUGGGAGAUGCGAGAGAGGAGGGGAAGGGAGGAGGGCGGUGGAGGAGGUUCUCGGGAGGGAUGAGGGUCGCGGGAGGUAACGGGGAGGGAGCUUGGUGGUUGGCGGCGGGUUGCAAUAGGGUAGGGUUUGGAUAUAAUUUAUAGAGUAAUCAGGUGUAGUAUAUUUUUCAAUUCCAAAAUUACCCUAAUAUAAUCUUCAUCGUUAAUUUAAAAUUAGGGUAAAAAGAAAUAAUUAAUGAGAUAGAUUAAGGUAGCCACUGUGAUUACUAAAAAUUAAGUAACCAAGCUAACUCAUCCCCUAUUUUCCCCCCUACUGGGGCAUAAUUUACAAUGUCUGUCGGUUGGUUUUUUCUUCUCAAAUGGAGUGCCGACGGAUGACAGGUAGUUUAGGAGACCGAUUUAUUUGGUUUUGGGUCCAAGUAAAGAGCUCAUAGGGAGGGGAUGACAGGUAGUUUAGUCAGUGCUGAGUUCAUUUUAAGUGCAGGAAUAAGAAAUUAGAAGAUUAUUAGAAGUUUUAUUUUAUGAUUUUUGUUUUUUGGAAUUUGGAUAAAUGUAUUGUGCAGUAUAAUCUGUUUUGCAAUUGGAUAAGGUGCACCCUCUAUAUUAGUACUAUGCUAAUAAUAACUGAUGAUCAUAUUUUGGUACCAGCUAUCCUUCUGCCUGAGCUCCGCCGCCUCUCCCGGUUCCCCCCUCUAUGCUUAUCCAACAUUAAUUCCGUUUCCAUGCAUUACCGGCUUUAAGCGUUCAACAUCAGUAGAGCAUCACUACAUAAAUAGAAAAAUCAUAAUUGCGGCAGCGCAAUAAUAAUAAUAAUAAUAAUAAUAAUAAUAAUAAUAAUAAUAAUAAUAAUAAUAAUAAUAGUUGCAGCACCGCAGUUCAAUGGUUUGCACCCACUAAAUCAGUUACAAUAAAGAUUCGGUCCAUUUGAUUGGGCAGUGAUUAACCGAGCGAAUUUUAAUGGUUUGACAUGAGACUAGUUCAACCACACCGGGUUUACUAGUUCGCUAUUUUAUCACAAAAAAAUUAAGAAAAAAAACUUUCACGUAAACUAAGAUCAUCCAAUUGCACUCACUAAUUUAAUUUAUGCUUCCUUUACUUCAUUUUUCAGUCUCCUUGUCGAUUUUUUGUGGUCAACUAUGGAUUGUCUCUCAUUCAUAACUUGCAUUUAAUAAAACAUUAUUGAUUGAUAUUUUUACUAGUAGCGAACCCAGGAUUCUUGGAUAGAUAUAUUGCCCGAUAAAAAUAAGUUAUAUAUAAAUAAAAUAAUUAAUUAAUAAAAAUGAACAUUAUAAUUAAUCAUAACUUUCACAAUUUUUUUUACGCAUAACCACGACGAAUUUUCAUAUUGUGAAAGGUUUCUUAAUUACAUAGUGGCUUAUGUUGCAAACUAAACCUUUUUUAUAUACACAACUAGACAAUUAUCAAAAAUUGGUCACUCGACUGAUUUCGAAGAUUGUUCUUGAUUAAGUUAAUAUAUGAAAAAGCUCAUUUUGUAUCUUGUAGUUGCAAGAGGUAAGUCAACACUGACUUAAGAUGGAAAGAUGAAAAGGUGGUGAUAUGCGUCAACAUGGAAGUUUAAACAAGAAUGGGGUGCGCCGACCAAAUGCCGAUAAUUGGAGUUCAUCGUCUUUAUGAGGUUUCUGGUUUCCUUCAUCAUUUUUCUGGUCUGCUUCAUAAGAGUUGUGGUCAACAUUAUGAGGUCUUGUCUACUUCAGUAAACAUAGGUAAGCUUUAUUAUUAUUAUUCUGGUUUGUUUUAGGCUUGUAGUCAAAUUUAUGGUGUGCUUAUUACAUUUUUCUAGUACACUUAAUAAAGUAUCUAGUAUACUUUAUGAGUUCGGUGGUGUAAUUUGUAGUGUUUCUGGUCUAGUAAAGUUUUUUGGUCAGAUUCAUGAGAGUUGUGGCAAGUUUCAGAAAACUUGCGGUCAAGUUUGAGUUUUAUGGUCAAGUUUAUGAUUUUUGUGGUGUGGUUAGGUUCUGCUAUGCUUUUAUAAGCUUUCUAGUCUAGUUUAUGUUGUUUGUGGUGUUGUUUGUUGUAUCUUUUGUCUGCAUUUUUCGGUCGACUUUAAUGAAGCCACUACACUUGUGGUCCAUUACUUUGUUUCGUUCUUCUUCUGUAUCGUAGCUUGGAUGAAGCCACUUGAUCGACUCAAAUUUGCCAAAUGUCCAUUAUUGGCCUUCGUGUUCCCAUUACGAUUUUUGAAAAUGACAAGCGUGCCCCUCUCUUAAAAAAUCAACAUUAAUUGUAGUCAACCCCUUAAAAAAAUUAAUAUGUGGUGGGAAGCUUAUAUGAUUUAAUGAGGACUUAAAAGGUAUUUUCAUAUUAUAUUAAUAUUUUCAAUUUUUAAAAAUGAAUAUUUGCACCACCAUCCCAGACUCGGGAUUUUUUGCCGCCCAGCUACAAAAGUCGGCGCAAAUUAUUAUUGUUUGAUGAUAACACUGAAUUUGCGCAUGUGUUUCCCACUGUUUCUUGAUUGUUUAAGCUUGCAUUAUCACUUCUUUGACCUAUUUAAUGCUAGGUUGUGUUCACUUUUGUCAUAUUUCAGAUCCUAGAGCAUGAAUGGAAGUUUAGGAGCAAGUUACAGAUCAAAUCGAAGAUUUUUGGGCGACUCGGAGGAAGAAACUCGGGCAUGGCCAGAGGAUAAUGGAUUUCUACCUUAUUUUAUUGAUAAAGAAUCAUAUAACGUCGGCAUGAAUAAAAAGAGGACGAGUCUACGAGCGUCAAGGAUCAAACGACGACUGAUUCGAAGUUCAGACGAGGGAGAAAGGACCCAUACAUCAAAGACAAGGAAAUUGAGAAACAACAAGCUACAACCAAGUUACAGGCUAGCCUUGAAAGUUACGGCCUAGCCCGUAACUUUGCCAUUUUUUGUCGUAACUCGGGCCACGGGAGGCCUAAAGCAUUCCAGAGGUUACGGACUGAACCCCAAAGGUUACGGCCGUAACUUGGCCUCUAGAAGCUAUUUAAAUGCCUUUUUGCAGCUUUUGAAGGAGGGGAGCUGGGGUUUGGUUCCCAAACACCCAAGGGACGAACCAAAGAGAGAGAGAGGGUGAUUUGAUGGAGAUCUUGGAGUGUAAUUGGAGGAUAUUUUCACCUUAGAAGCUCAACAAGCCUUGACAUAAAGAUUGAAGAUUUGGAAAGUUAUAAUGUAUUCUCUCUCUUCUCUAUGAGUAACUUCCCUUUACUUAGGUUUUGAGGAACCCUAGAUAUGUUUGUUAGGAUUGGAGUUUUAUGAACUCAUAUUCAUGAUUGAUUGACAUUAUAUAUUCAAUUGAGAUGUUUAUUCAUAAUUGCAUGAGUCUUGAUCACAUUCCUAUAAAUUUCUGCUUUGACC
Messenger RNA from Linum trigynum, 5203 nucleotides. The record is from the annotation of a GenBank genome assembly. NCBI's taxonomy places the organism in Eukaryota, Viridiplantae, Streptophyta, Magnoliopsida, Malpighiales, Linaceae.